This is a messenger RNA of Pterocles gutturalis (yellow-throated sandgrouse), 761 nucleotides long. It is a transcript of the gene TMEM179, whose product is annotated as transmembrane protein 179. The record is from RefSeq and is a predicted model, not a curated record. The transcript has 5 exons. NCBI's taxonomy places the organism in Eukaryota, Metazoa, Chordata, Aves, Pterocliformes, Pteroclidae. The coding region runs from base 126 to 761 and encodes 211 amino acids.
CUUCAUCCCUCCAUCCUCCCCGUGCUGCCGCCUCGCAUCCCUCCCUCCUGCAUCCCUCCCUCCUGCAUCCCUCGCUCCUACACCCCUCCCUCCAUCCCUCCCUCUGCCUGCGCAGAGCCGCAGACAUGGCGCUCAGCAAUUUCCUCUUCGCUCAGUGCAUCUGCUACUUUCUGGCCUUCCUCUUCAGCUUCAUCGUGGUGGUACCGCUCUCCGAGAAUGGCAACGACUUCCACGGCCGGUGCCUGCUCUUCACCGAGGGCAUGUGGCUGAAUGCCAACCUGACAGUGGAGAGGCUCCUCUCCCUGCUGCUGGCCACAGUGCAGGCCUGGAGGACCCUCUUCUUCCUCUGCAAAGGGCACGAGGACUCUUUCUUUUAUGCCUUCCUGAAUCUGCUGAUCAGCGCCUUUGUGGUGUUCAUCACAUUUAUUGCUAGCACUAUAGUGAGUGUAGGAUUUAACAUGUGGUGUGAUGCAAUUACCGAAAAAGGAAGCAUGCCAAAUAGCUGUGAAGAAUUACAGGAUAUAGAUCUUGAACUGAACUUAGAAAACUCAGCUUUCUACGACCAGUUUGCUAUUGCACAGUUUGGUCUCUGGGCUGCCUGGCUGACUUGGCUGGGAAUUACCAUUCUGGCUUUCCUGAAGGUUUAUCACAACUACAGACAGGAGGACCUGCUAGAUAGCCUGAUCCAUGAGAAGGAGCUGUUGCUAGGAAGAUCCUCUUCACGAACCUCUUUGCAAGACGAAAAAAGUGGCAUGAUCUAA